GCCGACCUGCAUCUGCCGCCGAUCAAGGUGAUGAUCCGCAAGGACGGCCGCUGCAGCAGACAGGAGCAGGAUUUCUACCAGAGCCUGUACAUGCAGUCGCGCGUCAGGUUCGACACAUACGUCGAGAGCGGCACCAUCUUGCACAAUUAUGCCCACAUCUUUGACCUCCUGACGUCCUUGCGCCGUGCCGUGGACCACCCGUACCUGAUUGUACACGGUGUGGUGGCCCGCGCCGCGCCGCCGCCCGCGGCGGAGGACGGCACCGCUCGCCCCCAGGCCGCGCUCCACGACAUCUGCGGCCUGUGCCAGGACGACAUCGCGGAGGAUCCCGUCCUCCGGAGGUGGCCCAGUGUGGGCACGCGUUCCACCUCGACUGCAUCAAGGCAUACGUCGUGGACGCCCCGGCCUUGCCGUCUGGCGGCGUGGGCUGCCCGGUCUGCUUCACGAAGCUGA
Messenger RNA from Prorocentrum cordatum, 453 nucleotides. The record is from the annotation of a GenBank genome assembly. NCBI's taxonomy places the organism in Eukaryota, Dinophyceae, Prorocentrales, Prorocentraceae.